Messenger RNA from Rosa rugosa (rugosa rose), 1556 nucleotides. RefSeq names its product transcription factor bHLH90. The coding region runs from base 1 to 1464 and encodes 487 amino acids. Gene Ontology annotation, molecular function: sequence-specific DNA binding; protein dimerization activity; DNA-binding transcription factor activity. The record is from RefSeq and is a predicted model, not a curated record. Gene Ontology annotation, cellular component: nucleus. The transcript has 8 exons. NCBI's taxonomy places the organism in Eukaryota, Viridiplantae, Streptophyta, Magnoliopsida, Rosales, Rosaceae. Gene Ontology annotation, biological process: regulation of DNA-templated transcription.
AUGGCUUUGAGUGUGAAACGUUUGGAGAGACUAAUGGAGGAGUGGCUUAGACCUCUUGUUGAGGCCAAGCAAUGGGACUAUUGUGUUGUUUGGAAACUGGGUGAUGACCCGUCUAGGUUUAUUGAAAUGGUGGGUUGCUGUUGUGGUGGAGGUUAUGACUACUGUGCUAAUGUUAAAGAGGAAGAGGGAGCUCAGCUUUGCAGAGAUGGGUACCUUGAGCAUCGGAGUAAGACCAAGGCUUGUGAAGCUCUGGCUCAGCUUCCUGAUUCAAUGCCUCUUUACUCUGGGGUUCAUACUGAAGUGGUCAUUUCAGACCAACCCAGAUGGAUUAGUAAUGCCUUGGAGUCGAAUCAUUCGGAAUCACAUGACAUGUAUGGAACCCGAGUUUUGAUCCCGGUGCUGCUCACUGGUCUUAUUGAGCUCUUUACCACAAAGAAUAUGCCAGAAAACCAAAAAAUGUUAGACUUUCUUAUGGAAUCCUUUAAUGUUGCUCUGAAAAAAGAAGUCAUGACUAGACAUAGCUGUGCUAAUGUGAACCUCAAAGCUAGUGCAACCCUUGAUGAACUUCAUAUUGACCCAAUGCUGGAGAGGUCUUUGCAAAACUGGUUUCACUCUCCGAAUUUACCUAAGCUGAGUCCUAGGCCACAGGUUGUUACCUCAAGAACCCAAUCUACUUCAUGUCCUAGCCGCGAGGGGUCAUCCAGCGGUUCAAACCCUGCCACUGAACAUCCACCAUUUAACUUAAGUUCUGCUCAAGGACCACCACAUGGAUGUGUGAAGCCUUCUGAGAAAUCCUCUCACUUUAGAAAGCCAAAGUGCUGCGACAACUUGUUGAAGCAACAAGUAGUGGAGAAAGAUAAUGCAAGGGGUGUGAGGAGGACAGGAAGUGAACAUUUCCGUUCCAAGAAUCUCAACGCAGAGAGGAAGAGAAGGACUAGAAUUAAAGAAGGUGAACUUGCUUUACGUGCUCUAGUGCCAAAGAUAACCAAGAUGGAUAGAGCGUCUAUUCCAACAGAUGCUAUUGACUACAUAAAAGAGUUGCAGCAGAAGGUGAAAGAACUAGAAGACGAGCUGAGGGAAAUGGAAGAAGAAGACUCUGCAAAGAAGGAAGCAGAUUUACAGGUUUCAGUGCUGGACAAGAAGAAAGGAGGCAGCAACUGCUUGAGUUCUACAGACCACAAGCAGAUCUCCACUUUUUCCCCAAAAAGUCCAACUGAGGUGCAUUUGGAGGUGUACCAGCUGAGCAAAAAAGAAUGUUUGAUUAAGUUGUUCUGUGAGCACAACCGAGGUGGGUUUACAAGGUUGAUGGAGACUAUGGGUUGCUUAGGGCUUGAAGUAGUGGAUGCCAAUGUUACCACAUUUGAUAGAAAUUCCCUAAUCAUUCUCAGAGUUGAGGCGAAUGAGGAUAUUCAAGCAAAGAAAUUGAGGAACAUGCUAAUCAAGCUAACAAGGGAGACAAAUUAGACAGUUCAUAAAUGGAAGAAGCUGACAGCUACAUUAUCAUUGAUUCUGCAAAGGUUUCAACUUUCAACUAAGAGGAAAUAUAUAUAGAUGAA